GCCAUCUAGCGCGAGAGGCGCACCCCGGGGCGCUCCCGAGAGACUUGUGCUAUCAAAGUGCUUUCGUCUCGUCAUCGUCGUUGUUCAGCAUCGGUCGCGUCGGCUUCUCGUCUAUCGGUCGAUCCGCCGCCGCUUUGCCAGGAGUCUAUCCGCCGUUUCCGUCCCCGUCCUUUCCGCUGAAGUCAUAUCAGCCGAUAAUCGAUCCACCUGUUAAGCCGUCAAUGAGAGCAGGAAGGACAAGAUGGAGGAGGAAGAUAUAAGGACGGCAGUGGAGCUGUACAUUUAUGACCUCACCAAGGGAAUGGCCGCGAUGAUGUCGCCGAUACUUAUUGGUCGACAAUUGGAUGGAAUAUGGCACACGGCGAUAGUCGCAUACGGAAGAGAGUAUUUCUUCGGCCCCGCUGGCAUCCAGAGUGUCCGACCCGGCGGUACGGAGUUACGAGAUCCGCAAAGAGUCGAGAAGCUCGGCGAGACUUACCUGCCCUACUCGGUCUUCCUGGAGUACAUAAACGGCCUGGGGACCUCCACGUUUGCAACGGGCACGUACAACCUCUUCAAACAUAAUUGUAAUUCCUUCAGUGAGGAGGUCAGCAAUUUCCUGGUGGGCAAAGGCAUUCCCAAGUAUAUCCUUGAUCUGCCGGAAGAAAUAUUACAAACUCCUAUCGGACAAGCUUUAAGUCCGUUGAUAGAAACAUUAAGCAGCGGCUCAAGUGCUGGAUUCACGGUUGGCCAGAGAUUCGUUGAGCCGAGAAUCCAGAGAGAAACUUCGCCGGAAUAUCAACUCCUGAACACAGCUAUCGAAGAAGCAAGAUUGAAUUCAAUCGCGUUAGAAGAACGGAGGAACGUUAUUAACGAGAAAUUAGCGAAGAAAGACCGAAAGAAGAAAAAAAAGAAAAAGGAGAAGAAAGAAAAGAGCAGCAAGGAGGCCACCAGCAGCGACAACAACAGUACCGGACCGAGCAAUUGCUGUGCAGAUAUGGCGGAGAACGAAAGUGCAGUCGGCGAAACGCAGCAGGCGACUAAUGGGGAAACUGUACCCGCGGAGUUGCUGCCGUCUGAGCGAGUGAUGCAGAUGGAGGAGGACGAAAAGCGCGAGCAAGAAGAAAAGAAACGCCACCGAGAUCCACCAAUAGUUUUCAAAGACUUGGUGGAUAUACGAACGGAGUAUGAAAGUUUGGUAAGCGCUCUCAAAGGGAAAUUAAACGACGAGGAACAAACUUGCCUGGGUGAACUGCGGCAAUAUGUCUUGGAGGAUGAGGGUUCCUGGGCUUUAGGCGACAAUUUUCUGAACUUCGUUGGUCGAGUUCUUUACGAUAAAUCGUUAGAUAGUGAUGUACGAGUAAAACUGUUGAACGUGCUGUCCGUUGCCGCAUUGAAGGACGAUGUGAUUCUGUUGCUACAUCAAGAUAGGCGAGAGCAUAUCAUCAUGACUUAUGCAUUCGAUAUCGAUCGGCAUCCACCGGAGGAGCAACUUCCACUCGCACAAUUUUUGGCAAAUAUGUUCGAGAAUCUCAGCAGCUCGGAAUGGUUACUCUAUAUAUCGGAGUGGCAACAUCAGGAUCAGAACGUCAGCAGCAAUAUCAGCAACAUAAGGGUGACGACAAAGGUUGCGGUGCAUUCAUUGCUCUCAAACUCAGAAGACCUACAGAUCCGCGGUGCAGCUAUUAUCCACAACCUUGCUUGCAAGGAGAAAAUGAACAAAAGCAAAAAUCUGCGGCGACUUUUACCGAAAGGCAGCAUUUCUAAGGUGUUUGACGACAUCGCAGUGGAAUUGACGAUGGCGUUACUGCAAUACUUCAACGGUAGUCCCGCGGAGGAGCAGCUGUACACGUGUAUGAAGUCACUGGCGCGUUUCACGCAGAUCAGCGGCCAAGAAGUGCCGCAGCUCAUACAGAUGAUUGGACCAGAGCCGAAUAAAUUCAGGGGUACUUCCCAGAGGAUCGACGAGCAGAUCGAACAAGUUAACAAGAAGCUGCGUUAAAUGUUCAUCAACCAUCCGCGAAAAUGUCGUAUUCCAUAAGUGCGAGAUAAAACCGGACACGCUUCCGUUAUGUUCAAAACGGAUUUUUACUUAGAGAUUCUAUCGAGUCAGUCACAUUUAUUAUU
Cyphomyrmex costatus is the source of this 2106-nucleotide messenger RNA. RefSeq lists its product as uncharacterized. The transcript has 12 exons. Gene Ontology annotation, molecular function: peptidase activity. Gene Ontology annotation, biological process: protein modification by small protein removal. The record is from RefSeq and is a predicted model, not a curated record. Bases 242 to 1981 code for a protein of 579 amino acids. NCBI's taxonomy places the organism in Eukaryota, Metazoa, Arthropoda, Insecta, Hymenoptera, Formicidae.